AUGGCCGCCAAAGUUUACGUCGGAAACCUCUCGUGGAACACCACUGAUGACAGCCUCGCCCACGCCUUCUCGGCUUACGGUCAGCUCACUGACUACAUUGUCAUGAAGGACCGCGAGACUGGCCGCUCCCGUGGUUUCGGCUUCGUCACCUUCGCCACCCAGGGAGAGGCCGACGCUGCCAUCGCUGCCCUUAACGAGCAGGAGCUCGACGGUCGUCGCAUCCGUGUCAACAUGGCCAACUCCCGACCCGCUGGCGGUAUGGGCGGUGGCUAUGGCGGUGUCACCGGCCAGUACGGUGCCAACGCUUACGGCGCCGCUGGUGGCUACGGCGGUUACGGCCAGCAGCCCGGUUUUCAGCAGCAGCCCGGCGGCUACCAGCAGCCUGGUUUCCAGCCCCAGCAGGGCGGUUACGGCGGAUACCAGCAGCCCGGUUUCCAGCCCCAGCAGCAGGGUUACGGUGCCCCCCAGCAGGGCUAUGGCGCCCCCCAGCAGGGAGGCUACGGCGGCUACAACGGCCAGAGCCAGUAA
Molecule: messenger RNA, 528 nt
Organism: Ustilago hordei
Lineage: Eukaryota; Fungi; Basidiomycota; Ustilaginomycetes; Ustilaginales; Ustilaginaceae
Exons: 2
Coding region: 1-528 (175 amino acids)
Molecular function (GO): RNA binding
Source: RefSeq, a predicted model, not a curated record